CGUUGAGAGCGUAGGGCUUGUCUCUCUCUCAUGGCGGCUUUUGUCGCGCUGCUAGCGCUGUGCGUUUGGACGAUGAUCUUCGCGUAGAUCGUGAGCUCGCACACCGUGAUCGUCAUCGGAGGUGGGAUGUCUGGAAUUAUGGCCGCCAAGACGCUGGCGGACAGCGGAGUGACGGAUUUCCUGAUUCUCGAGGCGACGGAGAAGAUUUGGGUGAGAAUGCGGUCCCAAAAAUUUCGGGGGAUUAACGUCGAGCUGGGAGCUAACUGGGUGGAGGGUGUCAAUGGGGCCAAGACAAAUCCCAUCUGGGAGCUUGCAAGGCUUCAUAACUUGCGGACUUUCUUCUCGGGCUGGAACAUCACGGAUAACAUCUGCACUGACAAGUUUCGUACGUUUGGUCCUUUGUUCUCUCGAGCUCCAAACGUUUUCCUCUUUUCUAACGUUUUAUUUUUUUUAGCUCUUUCAGGGGUCGUUUGCCAACUUCUGAGGCUCAAGAAGUAUGCCAGAGAUCUGCGGCGGCCUGGGAGUUUGCAAACAAAAUCGGUCUUUCAAGACAGGUGAACAAUGAACCAAAUAUCUCUAUUUUGACUGCCGAGCGACUCUUUGGACAGUAAGUAUAUUUUCGACUGAUUUUUUCUUAGGAAGAUGAUUGCAUAUCCAGCUUGCCAUCAAAGCCGGUGGCUCUAGAGUAUUACAACUAUGACUAGGAGUUUGCAGAUUUAAAGGUUUUCUUGCUGCUGUGACUAAUUUUUUAACUGCUGAAUAAAUGUCUUGCAGAGCCACCUCGUUUCACAAGCUUAAAAAAUACAAGCCAACUCCAACCUUCCACGAUUUUGGGAGUGAUUCACGCAUGGUGGCGGACCCGCGGAAAUUUUCUCACCUCGUUCACGAGCUGGCU
Selaginella moellendorffii is the source of this 895-nucleotide messenger RNA. RefSeq names its product polyamine oxidase. The transcript has 2 exons. Gene Ontology annotation, molecular function: oxidoreductase activity. NCBI's taxonomy places the organism in Eukaryota, Viridiplantae, Streptophyta, Lycopodiopsida, Selaginellales, Selaginellaceae. The coding region runs from base 127 to 558 and encodes 143 amino acids. The record is from RefSeq and is a predicted model, not a curated record.